This is a messenger RNA of Trypanosoma conorhini, 726 nucleotides long. RefSeq lists its product as uncharacterized. The record is from RefSeq and is a predicted model, not a curated record. NCBI's taxonomy places the organism in Eukaryota, Euglenozoa, Kinetoplastea, Trypanosomatida, Trypanosomatidae. Bases 1 to 726 code for a protein of 241 amino acids. The transcript has a single exon.
AUGGCACCCAAGAAGAAGCAUGCGCCCAAGAAGGAGCUGACCGCGGACGAUAUGCGGCGGCUUGGCAUGUCGGAGGACGACAUCGUCCGCAUUUUAGCCGAGCGCGGCAAGUCUGCCGAGGAGCGGCGGCAGGAGCAGGACGCCGCCGAGGCGCGGCGCCGGGAGGCGGAGCAGCGCCACAGGCGCAUGAGGGAGCUGGAGAAGAUGAAGGAGGAGCUUCUGCGGCAGGAGGGCGGCCCCCGCGUCGCCAUCCGCGACGAGGAGCAGGAGGCGUGGGCGGGGCUCGAGGAGGCGCUGACGGCGGAGAAAAAGCGGCGGCUGCGGGAGGCUGCGGAGAAGCUGGUGCAGCAGCGCGUGGCGGAGGCGCGCCGCAGGCGCGAGGCGGCGGCGGCGGCGUACCAAGAGACCCUCCAACACCUCACACCGGAGGAGCGGGAGGCCUUCGUCGCGGCGCAGAUCGCGGCCGAGCACGCCCGCUGCGAGGCGGAGCUGGAGGCGAAGGAGAAGCAGCAGCAGCGGGAGGAGCGCCGCCUCGCGCGGGAGCGGGCGGCACGCAAGGCGCAACGCCAGCGACGACGCCAGGACGGCGAGAACUCGGACAGCGAGGGCUCGGACGAGGAGGAGGCGAAGGCGGCGGCGGCCGGUGGCGGCAGCGCGAAAGCCGCGCGCAAGCGCACGGACGCGUUGAAUGAGCUCUCCGACGCCAUGCAGGCCAAGUACGACUAA